Penaeus chinensis is the source of this 2673-nucleotide messenger RNA. Its product is annotated as dymeclin-like. Gene Ontology annotation, biological process: Golgi organization. The transcript has 12 exons. The record is from RefSeq and is a predicted model, not a curated record. Bases 212 to 2200 code for a protein of 662 amino acids. Gene Ontology annotation, cellular component: Golgi apparatus. Lineage: Eukaryota; Metazoa; Arthropoda; Malacostraca; Decapoda; Penaeidae.
AAUUUUAGUUGCAUGUAUAAACCUCAAAGAAAGUUCAUAGAUCUAAGAAUGCAGUUUUAUAUUAAUAAUCUUUAAUAGCCUGUCGACUGAUGACGUCACAAGCAGUCGACGUGUUUACAAUGGAUCUGUGAGGAUCUGACUAUAAUGCACAGAUAAAGAGACCAGAUCCUCAUUAGUUGCAAGCAGGACAGAUAAACAAAAGCCAGUAGCAAUGGGGGCGGGCAGCAGCAGCAUAAGUGACCUGUCUAGUAACAAGUACCUGAAGCGUUUUGUUAGUCCUGAGAUCAUCACAUCAAAUGACCCGUUUUGGAACCAGCUCCUGUCAUUCACAUUCUCCAUACCAAAUACAAGUUCUGACUACCGACUAUUGGAGGAAUCAAUUGCCUCACUCUACCCAGAGCUACUGAACAACAACAAAACAAGUGGAAAUGUGGCCUCCCUCAUACGUGUCUUCCUCUCUAGAGCCACAGAAUUGAAAGCAUCGGCUCAGUGUGAUGACAGUGUGUUCACAUGGCAGGCACACAAUGCAUUGUUUAUAGUUCGAUGUGUGUGUAAACUGCUCAUCCAGGACAUGUCAGAAGAAGAGGUGAUUGAUGUGUUACAAGCACCACCUGUCUCAACUGAAAAAGAAGGGCUGGUAGAUGACAAUGUAAAUCUUGUUGAGGACCUGCUGACAAGCCUUGUGGAGGUGAUUGUGGAUGUUCCCCUGGUAGACCUAACAUAUGCUCUUCAUCAUGAAGCCACCACAACACUUCUCAUCCUCACUUCGUCAAUUGUUUUUACAUCAUCAAAAGUUUGUCAUCUGUCGAUAUUCAGAAUGUUAAUGACAGGCCGGGCUUCCAUCCAUGCUUGUCUGUUUGUGAAAACUCUGUUAAAACGUUUUAUGGCUCAAGACAAACCACCAGCCAAAGAUGAUGGGGGGAGUCUUGUUCUUGGACUUGCUUCAGGGCUGUGGAAUGUACUGACAAUGGGGUUAGCUGGAAGUGGAGAAGACACAACCAAAAAGGGCCCAGAAUCUCCGCUGGCUUCACAAAGUGUGUUACUACUCUUAGUGUUAGCCAACCACUGUACAGCUGAUAGAAAUAUCAGAAAUCCAUAUCGCCAGGCAUUGUUACAUGCACAGAAUUUCCAUGAUCCAGCUGAGAGCACUCCAACUCAGGCAGUUGCAACAUUCAAGCUAGAAUUUGCAACUCUGUACAAGACCCUUUAUUCCCACCUCCAUGAUGACCAGACCACACUGCUGCUCUACCUCCUCCUUCACAAGAACGAUGACUUCCGCACUUAUGUCCUGGCUAGAACAGACAUGGAAAGCCUGGUCCUUCCCAUCUUGCAUACCCUCUACCAUGCCCCAGACAGCACCUCACAUCACAUAUACAUGUCUCUCAUCAUCCUGCUCAUUCUGUCAGAAGAUGAUUCCUUUAACAAGACAAUACAUGAUAUUCCCUUAAAGAAUAUCACCUGGUACACAGAAAGACUGAUCAGUGACAUAUCACUGGGUGGCCUUCUUAUUCUAGUGGUCAUCAGAACCAUAACAUAUAACAUGACGAAAAUGAGGGACAAGUAUCUACAUACAAAUUGCCUAGCUGCCCUUGCUAAUAUGUCAAGCCAGUUUCGGUCUCUCCACCCUUAUGUUUGCCAGCGUUUGGUCAGUCUUUUUGAAACUUUAGCAAAGAGACAUGCUCGGCUUUGUGAGUCUCUCAAGCACACAGAAGAUCUUCUUGAUGAGGCAGACAGUGAUAUGCCAGAUGCACUGAGUGAUGUGAGUGUAUUGGAGGAGGUGCUGAGAAUGGUGCUGGAGAUCCUGAACUCGGUGCUAACUCACCAGCUCUCUCACAACCACAACCUGGUCUAUACUCUCCUGUACAAACGACAUCUCUUCCAGCCUUUCUCCACACACCCCAAUUUCCAGGAUGUGACACAGAAUAUUGAUGUUGUAUUAGCGUACCUCAUGGGCCGCUUGGAGACAACCAAGCGUGAUCCAGGAGUCCAGGAUGUUCAGGAAGUCAUCCAGCAAGGUGUUCUCCACCUGCCCAAAGACCGCCUUAAGAAGUUCCCAGAGCUCAAAUUCAAGUAUGUCGAAGAGAGUGAGCCAGAGGAGUUUUUCAUCCCUUACGUGUGGACUCUAGUAUACCAUGGAUCGGGUAUUUACUGGAGGCCUGACACUAUCUCCAUGUUUGAUCCGUCACAACCAGAUGGAUAAUGUCUUUGUACAAGCCCCUUUUUAUUUGUUGCUACAUGGAUGAUGUCAGUUUGAUGUACAUUGUUUUAUGAUGUUUUGUACUCUAAAACUGGGUAUUCCUAAAUGCUUAUCAGUUUGCUAGGGGAGUUAGGCAGAUACUAGUGACCCAUUAGUUAGAUAAAUUGAUUUAGGCAAUAUAUUUUUAUUUAUAUCAUGUAUGAUUGAUUUAUACCAGGAAAUGGGUAAAAAGGAGAGGAAAAAUUACAUAUUAAAUUGAGAGUAACUGUAGUAGAUUUUAAUGGUUAUGAUGACAUGCAGAAAAUGUUUAGGUUAAGAUGUUAGAAAUAUUAUCAAAAAGUAAAUAUUCUUUGUGUAUCUGUGAUUUUCAUUUGUAUUUUAAUGUAUUUAUUUUUUUCUCCCUCUCUCUGUCUCACUCACUCUCUAUCUGUUGGAUGACAACUUUUACAUAAAAGUAAAGUAUGUAUGAUUGAAAA